Babesia bigemina is the source of this 1023-nucleotide messenger RNA. RefSeq lists its product as hypothetical. The transcript has 3 exons. Lineage: Eukaryota; Apicomplexa; Aconoidasida; Piroplasmida; Babesiidae. Bases 1 to 1023 code for a protein of 340 amino acids. The record is from RefSeq and is a predicted model, not a curated record.
AUGAGAAUCACGUGUACAUGGAAGCUGCUGGUGUACGCAUUGGCGCUCCACGCGGCUGAUUGCGCAGGAAUCCUGCGCAGAACCGUCGCACCGACCUUACCUCUGCGCCCUAAUGUAGUCCCGCUGAGCCGCGGCGCAAUCGCGCUGGCCGUCACGCGCGAGCUUGCGCUCAGCGGACCGUGCGUGUCUGAGAAUAAAUCGAGGGCCAAACAUCGCAAGAUCGCUGCACAGAACCCCGAUCUCGAUGCAGCGAUUGCCUUCUACGCCAAGCAGCACGACAGGAUCCUCCGGGAGCUGCUGCUGCCGGCGCUGAAGGACCUGUCUACAAAGGGAACGGAGAUUCCACGCGGACAACCUAAGCGGAAGGAAUUCGAAUGGGACAUCGCAGUGAGCACGGAAGCAGCACCGCUACAGUGUGCGAUCCUAGCUGACGUGCCGCCCGGAACGGUCCUAGUGCGCCCGCGCACGGACCGGGACGACACGACUCCGUGCGAAUACGUCGCCGUCGAGGCUCUCAAUGGACUCCUGCGCCUGCAGCCAUCCAACCUCAACCGGCUGUUCCCGGGCGCCACCAUGUCGGACGUGGAGAAGCUGUACGCGCAUGCGUCCCUGGCGACGACGUUGUUGGCGUAUCUGAGCUACAACUGGAAGCUUCGGCGCGUCGUGACCGCGUUGCUGGUGGCCGGCGCAGCAGCGGCCGUGCGGCACGUCGUGAUCGAUAUCGUGCUCGCGCUGCUGAGGUCGAAGCUGAUGUGGCAGCCGCACGUGUACGGUCUGUGGAGCAGGCUGUACCACACGCCUGCGCCGUUGAUGCUCUUGACCGCGAAGCGCGCUGCCGAGUUGGCACUUGAGGCGUUCGUCGCCGUGGAAGAAUACGUGCACCAACGUGGAGUGGAGCUCGAAAGCUACAUGCUAAACGCCGACCUCCACAACGCUGUGCUGCGGCCGGCUGUGGUCAGGGACCACCGGGGCGGCACCAGGCGGUACGAAACACUCUUCAACGCCGGGGCGCAUGCCGCGUAA